UCGUUUUCUGCAUUUUGUAGGGGAGUUGAAAAAUGUCAAAGCUAAAAUCUUUUUUGCAGCUAUAAAGAAGGAAAGCCUUAACAUUCCUUUUUAGACCUUUUCCUAUAUCCACUCAGCUAAUAUUAUUUUAGUUUUGCAGGCAUCAAAAUUGUCAGUUGAGGACUUAAUGGCGUGCAUUGACCUUGUUGAGGUUCUACUUGUUGAUUACUCUCAAAGGCUAUUGGAAACUUUUUCUACCAAGGCAUUCCUACAGCUUAUCUUGUUUUUGCUGUGCCACCCGAAUUGGGAGAUAAGGAAAGCAGCAUAUGGCACUUCCAGGAAGAUUCUUGGUGCAUCUCAUCUAUUAGCUGAAGCUAUUUUGCUCGAAUUUUUGAAUUAUCUCUCUGUUGUUGGAGAAAAGACUAUUAUUCUUAAGAUGAGUGAUGCAGAAAAUGUGACAGACUCUCAAGUUCAUUUCCUUCCAUCAGUUGAAGUUUUAGUGAAGGCAUUAGUUGUAAUAGCACCUGUGGUUUCAGCUAGAGGUCCAUAUGCUUGUGUGCAGUUAUUGCUUUGCUUACAUCACCCAUGCAUCAUUGGCACAGGGAAAAAAAAUGCAGUUUGGAGGGUAUCUUUCUCUUCUUAAUUCACUUUAGUUGGU
Molecule: messenger RNA, 637 nt
Organism: Salvia miltiorrhiza (redroot sage)
Lineage: Eukaryota; Viridiplantae; Streptophyta; Magnoliopsida; Lamiales; Lamiaceae
Product: protein ILITYHIA-like
Exons: 4
Coding region: 167-622 (151 amino acids)
Source: RefSeq, a predicted model, not a curated record